Aspergillus ruber CBS 135680 is the source of this 678-nucleotide messenger RNA. RefSeq names its product zinc finger MYND domain-containing protein. Bases 1 to 678 code for a protein of 225 amino acids. The transcript has 3 exons. The record is from RefSeq and is a predicted model, not a curated record. Lineage: Eukaryota; Fungi; Ascomycota; Eurotiomycetes; Eurotiales; Aspergillaceae.
AUGUCCACGUCAAAGUGUCCUCUGUUUCUUUUUUUUGUUCGAUGUGCUACAUUUGCAGUGACUCGUUCGGCCGCUCAUUGUCCUCUUGGUUUUAAAAUUCCACCUCCCCCACUACUUUCUUCACACCUUUAUCCCUUCCCUUUCUACAACCCUUCGUUUCGUUUUAUCUUUCAAAUUAUCUUCCCUGUCUCUACUAAGCACCUUUACUCCACCAAGUUGACCAUACCGGACUUCUGCCAGACUUGCAAGGUCGUCCACUACUGCUCCGUGAAGUGCCAGAAGGAAUACUGGAAGGCGGACCACAAGAAGCACACAAUUGCCCACAAGACCAAAAUCGUUCCUCUCCCCAAGCCCAUCCCCAAAGUGCGUGAGAAAUUUCUUAAGGGAGAGUGUGACCCUAUCUGCAAGACCCUGAUCAACCAUUCGCCGGGCAAAGGCAGGCCCAUUUUCUCGGUUGGAGCUGGUGCUUGUGCCUUUGUCAAUGGAAAGCCUGUUCCCAAUCCGCCCAAGGGCCUGAAUGCGGCUGAUGUCUACAAACUGUUGAUCGAUACCUACCGCCUCCGCGCCGUUCAGGAACAGAAAGAUAACGAAAAGCCCGAAUACCCCGAAGACCUUAUCAAGGGCUGCAAGGCCUUUAAGGUUUCUAACAACAAGCGCGUGUUGCUUCCUGGUUGGUAA